Messenger RNA from Xenia sp. Carnegie-2017, 1984 nucleotides. Its product is annotated as lysosome membrane protein 2-like. Lineage: Eukaryota; Metazoa; Cnidaria; Anthozoa; Malacalcyonacea; Xeniidae. Gene Ontology annotation, cellular component: cytoplasm; lysosome; membrane. The record is from RefSeq and is a predicted model, not a curated record. The transcript is spliced from 13 exons. Gene Ontology annotation, molecular function: scavenger receptor activity. Bases 111 to 1691 code for a protein of 526 amino acids.
GAUCACGUGUGUUCAUGGGCCAACGGUCACAAAACUACGUUGACACUCGACAAAGUUAAAGCGCGUUAGUCUGAAUCUGACAACUACCUGGAAGGGCGAUUCUCGAAGAUAUGAAAGCUUGUAAUUGUAAAAUCUGCUCAUUUUUGUUGGUAUGCUUUGGUUUUGCAUUGACAAUCUCCGCGACGGUUUGCAUUCUCUUCAAUUGCUUCGAUGACCUCAUUAAAAACACUAUUGUAAAGAAUGUUCAACUAAAAAAUGGCACAGAAGCGUUUAAGAACUGGAAGUCACCAUCUUCAGAUGUAUACAUGCAAUUCUUCAUGUUUAACUUGACUAACGCGAAAAACGUGAGUGACGGAAAGAAGCCAUCAGUUAAGCAAGUUGGACCAUAUUCAUACAGAGAAAUUCGAAAGAAUGUUCCGCGUUUCUUCAACCAUGAAAGUAACACGUUAGCCUACUUCUCUCAAAAGGCUUAUGUUUUUGACAAGGCAACAUCGUGCGCUGGCUGCGAUCCUGUCAAAGACAAAUUUGUAACGAUUAAUAUUCCGCUACUGAAAUUGUCCGAAUUAGUCAAGAAGGGUGUGGAUUCUUUGCCUCAUGGUUUGGCGAUUCUUCUACUUCCUCUUUUGAACCAAUUCUUUGGAAAAGAAGACGUUUUUCGUGCGAGAUCUGUUUCUGAUUUGCUUUGGGGAUACGACGAUUUUAUCUUGUCGAGAUUUCAUAAUUUUACCGUUGAACUGAACAAACAGCUGAAAAAUCAUACCUUGCCUUUCCACGUGCCCAUAAUUAACUCAUUGGUUAUGCUACAGUCCAAUAACACCAAUACAUCAGGGGAAAUUCACACAGGAGUAGGGAAAAUCGAUCGCCUUGGUGCAUAUGUAAAGUAUAAUGGCAUGAGUACGCUUCCUUGGUGGCAUACAAAAUGGGCGAACAUGAUAAACGGAACAGACGGAACAAUUUUUCAUCCGGAUAUAAAUAAAGGCGAUCACUUGCCGAUCUUUUCCAGCGAUAUAUGCAGAUCAAUAAAUAUCAGGUAUCAUUCCACUGUCGAUGUAGAAGGAAUACCAUUGUAUCGGUUUUUUGCUGGACCUGAACAGUUCAAAUAUAAUGCGGAUAAUAGAGCUGGGUUUUGUAACCCCGACGCUAACUCGUGCGUCCCCGAUGGACUAUUGGAUGUCAGCGUGUGUAAACCGUUAAAUGUUCCCGUUGUUGUGUCUCUCCCACAUUUUCUGUUUGCAAACAAAACCGUUAUCGACUCAGUCAAUGGCAUGCAUCCCAACGAAGAAGACCAUUCUACGUUUAUUUCGAUUGAACCGAACACGGGUAUUACGAUGCAGGCCAAUAAAAGAAUUCAAGUGAACGUUGCUUUAACGAAUCUUACAGGAAUAACGCAAUUCGAAAACAUGAGGACAGUGUUUUUGCCUGUGUUGUUUGUGAACGAGACUGCAGUCAUUAGCAAAUCGGACGCUGAUAAAUUUAAGAACGAUGUUUUGCUGCCUAAAAAAUUAUUAGACAUAGGCAAGUAUGUCUUCAUCGGCGUGGGACUCAUAAUUAUGGUUCUUGGGUUGAUUCUUCUUCGAGUAAAAGGAAGGAAAGUUCGUCAUUCUGAGACUUCCGUACAAAUUCAAAAUGAACAAGUUGGGGGCAGCGAAAAGUCUCCGUUGAUGCGAUCGGUCCAGAACUAUGUUACAUAGAAGGGUAGAGCUAGAGUGUCGGUAUACAUUUUCUAUCAUAUAGUCUAUUGCAAUUUCUAAUUUAUGAUUUUAUAAGAAUUUACUAUUACAAAUGCAAAGAACAAGUUCAACUUUGAAUGUCAUGAUCGUGCACAUACACCUUAAGAAUAUACUGCACACCCUGCUUAUAGCGUUUCUAUCUAUUCCUUUGACUUUAGGAGUGAAUAAAUUGUCAGGUUCUGUACACUUCACUAAUGUAUUUUCCUUUAUGGAGCACUUGUUAUUUAAUUAAAAAGUUUUGUAUUUACAAAGUA